AGUAUAUUUUGAAAUUUGUAACGGUUUGUUUUUAUAAUAACACCUAAUGAGUGUUUAAAAUAUUCCUCUUCCAAAUUGAACAAAACAGACCAUUUCUCCUCAUUCGAGCUUUCCUUCCUUAGUUGCAAGAUGUCAUCAGAAGGCGGCGGCAACGGAAACGGCGGCGGCGGUGGCGGAAACAAUGGAGGUGGAGGCGGCGGCGGCAAUAAUAAUAAGAAGGCGGAGGAGGCUAAGAAGGCAGAGGAAAAGCCCCAGCCGCAUGCUGUAUUAGAACAGCUUUCCGGCGUGCAAUAUUGCAUCAAUAGUCCACCCUCAUGGUCGGAAGCAUUGUGUUUGGGUUUCCAGCAUUACCUCUUAACUCUAGGCAACAUUGUCUUCAUCCCCAAAACAAUUGUGCCUCUAAUGGGUGGUGGCAAAGUGGAAGAGGCAAGGGUAAUGCAGACAUUACUUUUUAUAUCAGGAUUAAACACAUUGUUUCAAUCCUUAUUUGGAGUGAGGUUACCUUCAGUUAUAGGUGGUUCUUAUGCCUACUUAAUCCCAAUUACCUCAAUUAUCCAAACUAGGAGACUUCAGCACAUUGUGGAUCCUCACUUGAGGUUUGAGCACAGUAUGAGGGCCAUUCAAGGAGCCCUCAUUGUGGCAUCUUGUUUUCAAGUCAUUACUGGUUUCAUAGGGCUGUGGAGAAAUGCUACAAGGUUUCUAAGCCCUUUAUCUGUAGUCCCACUAAUCACUUUAACUGGACUUGGCCUAUUCCAUCUUGGCUUCCCACUGAUGGCAAAGUGUGCCGUUGUGGGGGUUCCGGAGCUCUUCUUAAUUGUGCUUGCCUCACAGUAUCUUCCAACAUGGCUAAAACUAAAAAGGCCAAUAUUGGAUAGGUUUGGUGUAUUGUUUUCUGUGAGCAUUGUGUGGACAUACGCAGCCAUUUUAACAUACAGUGGACCUUACAAAACAUAUUCACAAGAGAAUUGCAGGGUAGAUGGCUCUGGUCUCAUGUCUGGUUCCUCUUGGAUUCAAAUCCCUUUGCCAUUUCAAUGGGGACCUCCCACCUUUAACGCUGGUGAUGUCUUUGCAAUGCUAUCGUCAUGCUUCGUCUCCUCCAUCGAGUCAACCGCGGUGUUUUACGCUACAUCGAGAUAUGGGAGUGCCACACCAGUGCCACCUUCUAUUGUUAGCCGAGGCGUCGGAUGGCUUGGGGUAGGGACUAUGCUCAGUGGCAUUUUUGGAGGACUCACUGGCCCUUGUGCAACACCCAGAGAAAAUGCUGGGCUUUUAGCAUUAACAAAAGUUGGAAGCAGAAGAGUUGCUCAGAUAUCUGUUGGGUUCAUGAUUUUCUUUUCCAUCCUAGGGAAAUUUGGAGCAUUUUUUGCCUCAAUUCCUAUGGCAGUCAUGGCGGCCUUGUAUUGUGUCUUCUUUGCAUAUGUUUCUUCAGCUGGUCUAGGAUUCCUCCAAUUUUGCAACUUGAAUAGCUUCAGAACAAAGUUCAUACUUGGAUUUUCCUUGUUCAUGGGACUAUCACUGCCUCAAUACUUCAAAGAGCACCAAAUGGUUUCUGGUUCAUACCCUGUUCAUACACAUGCCAAAUGGUUCAACGACAUAAUAUGUGUCGUCUUCACAUCGCACGCGACUGUUGCGGUCGUGUUGGCGGAAUUUCUGGAUCGCACGUUGCCGAACAACGACAGUAAAGAUAACGGAGUAGGAGGAGGCAGUUUUCUCCCAAAUUUCCCCGCAAGAAUUUCAAUGGGAACUCAAACCUCAGAAACCGCAGAAACAAACUCCUCAUCACUCAAUUCUCCCGAUCACCGGAAAAAUGGAACCGGCGUCCGUGGCAGUAUCUCUGGUCAGGUCCGAUCGUCCACUGAAAACUCACCGGGAAACGGAAACGGCGAGGGUGAUGCUGAGGGUGCCGGCGAUGACUCGAUUUGCAAUUCAUUAGCUCCGGUUCGAAGUUUUUCGCAUUGGUCCCAACAGUGGAGCACCGAGACGGUGGAGCCGAAACUUUAUGCCGGUGUUGAUUCAAACGGCGGCGAACCUGAUUGGACGGACACGUGGAUGCAUCGCGAUCACCAUUCCUCUCCCUCAAUUUCUGGGUCCUCGGGUUUGGAUCUGAACUGGAAAGCUGACCCGGUGAGUUUGGACUGGUCAGAGUGGCAUCCCGAUGAGACGGGGCAAGAGAUUGAACAUUCAAGUUUAGAAGAUAACACUUCUUUUAACUUCUGUUUCUUUGAUGAUGAGACUUCUUCGCCAGUGGGUGGAGGGCUUGCUAAUUUGGGCAACACUUGCUUUCUUAAUGCUGUGCUGCAAGGCCUCAUGCACAUAGUGCCAUUGCUACAGGGUAUUGAAGCUUAUAGUCAUCCAUCCCCAUGUGACGCCUUUAAUGAAGUGUAUUGUGUACUAUGUGAUCUUAAAGAGCUUACGAAUGCCACCCUAGCUUGUAAGGGUAGCAUCGUCAAUCCCUGGAAAACUGUCAACAAUUUCAGUUAUUUUUCAUCUAGUUUUCAGAGGUAUCAACAGGAAGAUGCUCAUGAAUUUCUACUGUGUUUUCUGGAUGGACUUGAAAGAUCUUGCAGCUAUAUAAAGCCGGAGGGCCAGGUGCACUCAAAUCAUGUAAAUUUUGUGAAGCAGACUUUUGGGGGUCACCUCAUUAGCAAAUUGCAGUGUUUCAAUUGUGGCCACUGCUCUAUAACUUAUGAGCCACUAGUUGACCUGAGUUUGGAGAUAGGCGAUGCAGACAGCCUCUAUAUGGCUUUGGAUUCUUUCACGAGAACUGAAAAGAUUGAAGAUACUGUGGCAAAAUUCACAUGUGAAAAGUGCAAGUUACAUGUGUCACUUGAGAAGCAGCUUUUGUUGGAUGAGACCCCUUUGGUUUCCAUCUUUCAUUUGAAGAGAUUCAGAAAUGAUGGUUGUCUUGUUGAGAAGAUUGACAAGCAUAUCGCUUUCCCGCUUGAAUUGGAUUUGCUUCCUUAUGUGAAAAGAGACAAAAAACAUGCGGAAUCAAAAUAUAAUCUUGUGGCAGUCUUGGUGCAUAUAGGGCUGACAUUGCAUUCUGGGCACUACUACUGCUUCAUCCAUUCUUCUCCCAAUGAAUGGUACAAGUUUGAUGACUCAAAGGUUACUCGGGUCCAAGAAGAUUUUGUUAUGUCUCAGUCCGCAUACAUUCUAUUCUAUGCAAGACAGGACACUCCCUGGUUCUCAGAUUUCAUACAAACAAAGCAACUCAAACCGAACAGUUCUCCUAAACAGGUGUUAUAUAAUGUUGACUCAAUCUCUGGUUCUUCUCCCAUAAGGGAAAUUGGGUCAAGACACAAAGUGAUUUGCACAAGUGAAAAAGGAAAGGAAAACUUAUGCAAUUCUUCUGAUGAUAUCUGUUCUGCCAAUGCCGAGAAAACACCUACUCGAUCAGUACUUAAAGAAAACAAUACAAAACAGGAGUUCAGGGCGAGCAAACGAUGUGGAGAUGUGACUAGUAAAACUUGUUCAAGAUGUCCAAGGCAAGAGAUACAUGAAGAAGACACAACUGAUGAAAUUUGUUGCAAAAAAGAUGAAUCUCAUAAGAGGGCGGAGGCAGACCUAGAAGGAAGUAUGAAGAAGAGAAUGAGAAGAAGGAAAGCUGUUUGCCCAGUUGGAGAUAGUGGUGAGCUGUCUCCUCGGCGUUCUUUACGGUUACGUCCUUUGAAGGCCAGCAGCCUCAGAUGAGAGGUGAGAAGAAGGUGAAAACCAGGUUAGCAAGGGGAAACUUCUUUUUAGAUGCAUUGUUAAUUGCAGUGUUUUUUUUCUCCUAACCCCCCUUUUCCACUACAAUAUGAAGUAGUGUGUCCAUGGUAGUUACUAAUUACGGUAAUAAUUUAGUUACAGUCAG
Molecule: messenger RNA, 3856 nt
Organism: Cuscuta campestris
Lineage: Eukaryota; Viridiplantae; Streptophyta; Magnoliopsida; Solanales; Convolvulaceae
Source: the annotation of a GenBank genome assembly